This is a messenger RNA of Bipolaris sorokiniana ND90Pr, 519 nucleotides long. RefSeq lists its product as uncharacterized. Lineage: Eukaryota; Fungi; Ascomycota; Dothideomycetes; Pleosporales; Pleosporaceae. Bases 1 to 519 code for a protein of 172 amino acids. The record is from RefSeq and is a predicted model, not a curated record. The transcript is spliced from 2 exons.
AUGGCAUCCAUGUCUAUGGCUACUGUGAUGCAACAUGUGUUUCCCUGUUUUGCUCCACGGACUAAGAGGGCUAUGGUCAUUGGCGCACCGACAGAUGUACGGCAUUUAGACAUCUCAGAAUGCAUACCCGGUCUUACGGAGGCGCAAUGUGAACAAAUUCGGAGCAGAACCAGGAGCAAUGGCACAAGUUUACUCGACUUUGGACCUGACGUGCUGCCGUAUCCACCCAGUCUUGCUACUCGGGAUAUAUCGACACGCGGGUCUGGAUCUGAAUACGAGGAUUCCUGGGGAAAAUCAAAGUCUUGUCUGUCUUUGAACGACUCGUUGGUGAAUGAUGCGGCGAGGAAGUCCCCUGGUGAUGUUGCGAUACCGCCGCGUGCGGUGCAUAAGAGGAGUAGUAUGAUGGAGUUAAAGAUGGAAGAUAUGCUAGAGACAGAGAAGCAGUCUCGUGGUGAUGUUAGUGAUCAGGAUGCGAUCAUGUACAAGACACUAUCUGGCGAAAAAAAGAACCAGAAAUGA